GUCUGUCAUUAUACCUUGGAUCAUAUAGUUGUCAUUUCUGCUGCUACUAUUGCUCAAAAGCCUGGUCCCACAACCUUUCUGCCUUUCUUUCACAGAGGAAAUGUGAUUUUUGGCCGAGAAUCUCGGAGUAGAGCCUGUGGAGGGAUUUCUUUCCCUUGAAAGAAAGAAGAGGAGGAAAAACAUCUUGGAUACGGUUGGGUUCUUCACCAGAGUGGUUCCAACAUGGAGAGACCCAACUCACGUGGGCCUGAAGCAGGACCUGGGGGCAGUGGGGAAUCCUGGGAAAGAACCAGACAUGAGUCCCUGAGUGUGGACCUUGACAGCUCGGACACACAGCGCCAGCGCUUCAGGCAGUCCUCCUACCAAGAGGGUGAAGGACCCAGAGGGGUUUGCAGUCGUCUCCACGAUCUGUGCCGCCAGUGGCUGAAGCCAGAGCAGCACACCAAGGCCGAGGUGCUGGACCUGGUGACCCUGGAGCAGUUCCUGAGCAUCCUGCCCCCAGAGAUGGGGAGCUGGGUCCGAGAGUGUGGGGCAGAGACCUGUUCCCAGGCGGUGGCCCUGGCGGAAGGCUUCCUCCUGAGUCGGGCCGAGGACAAGGAGCAGGAAGGACAGGCCCCUAAUAAUAACUCCAUGGAAGUCCCUGCACCAGAGGAAUCUCCACCAGACACCACCCAGAGUCUCAGGCAGAAGGAGCUGAAGCGGGAAGGAGACGGGGCUGCCGCCUUGCAGGGUGAGAAGGGACUCUUCUGGGAGUUUUGUGGGUUUCUGCUUCAGGGGGAUGAUAAAUAAAUAAAAUUAUUGUUGGACUUGUUGUUGUUGUUAUAUGUAGGCAUUGGGUUGCUAACAGUGUGAUUUCAGUUUGAUUUGCAGUUUUCUUUCUUGCAAUAGGACUGAAAAUGCAGCCCUUCAGUGUCUUCCCAGGUGGGACCCUAAGCUGAGCUGAGCCCUGAAACUGAGCUGGAAGACAAACAGACAGCAAAGAAUCACUUUAGUCAAUUGAAACACCAAGCCCAGUGCUAGUUUCAUUCCAACAUAUUCACAGCAGGGCUUGCGAGAUAAAGUCCUAAACCCUCACAUUGUACGUCUUCUUGGGCUGUUGAAUGCGCCUGUGUUCUUAGGGCCGUUUCCUCAUCGGUCUCUUUAUAGGACUGCAAUGGUCACCUCUGAGGCCUGUUUCUGUGACCAGCUUUCCACCCCUUGCUCUCUCUCCAGGGUCUGGAAUGAUGCUGUUGCCGAAUCCUCAGCCGUUUCUCCCCCUUUGCGAUGGAGUGGGACUGAGUCAGACAAGAUAGAAUGUGUUUCCUUAGAAGUGAAGUACUGAAGGCACAAUUACAAGGAGGAAAAAAAUGAAGAGAAAACUAAAUAGAUGCCUCACCCUCACUCAUCGCCCGGACUUGCAGCGCUGUAUUACCCGCCCUGCCCUUGCAACUGUUCCUGCGCUAGCCCUUGCCCGCCCUCUUCGAUCUGAACAUGCCCACUGUUCUCGGCUACUGGUUGA
Messenger RNA from Anolis carolinensis (green anole), 1498 nucleotides. RefSeq names its product zinc finger protein 24. The transcript has 3 exons. Bases 223 to 789 code for a protein of 188 amino acids. The record is from RefSeq and is a predicted model, not a curated record. Lineage: Eukaryota; Metazoa; Chordata; Lepidosauria; Squamata; Anolidae.